UUUGUGUUUUACCACCUGACGGACUGUCAAAUAAAUUUCAAGGUGCGAAAUGACUGUGAUAUGCCGUGCAGUUUACGGAUAUAAGGGUCAAUCGCGACACAAAAAGACCGGUUUUUAAAAUGAUGGCAUCAGCACAAUAAGUCUUAACAUGAGCCGAAAGGAUAGUGUGUGUGAAGAUGAAUGGUCAGAAAUUCAGCAAAGAUUUGAGAAAGAAGGUCUUGACUUUGAGAACCUUGUGCCUGAGGAAAGGCUGCUCCAUGUAUGGCGAUGGCUUGUUGAUGCAGAGAGCAACCUUCGGAGUACCAGACGACAGCUGGACAAGCUCCGUGACUUACGGAGUGAAGAGAUGGAGGAGAUGGAAAACUACAUUGGCCACAUUAGAGAUCUGGCAGAAAAACGUGCAGAUCAUCUGGAGAAUGAAACAAUAACAUUGCGCUCAAAACUGGAAUCGUCCCAAGAGCAAGCUGCUACUCUAGCUUCACUUUUGGAAAAAAGUGGCUUGCAGUGCAUUGCAGAUGACAGUUUAGGAGAACAGGUUGCUUUCCUAAUAGCUGACCGUGCAAAGCUCAUGGAAGAAAUAGAAGUUUUAAAAAAACUUGGAUUUUCUAAUGAUGUCAAUGGAGUUAGUAAGGAUGGAGACCUUUUGUCUGAAAUAAUAAAAGUAUCAUCAGAGAAAGAAGUGUUGCGCAGGGAAGUAAAUGAGAUGUGUGAUCGUGUGCAGUUGUUGGAGAAAGCUUCAAGACAACUAGAGCUGGACAAUGAAAGACUUGCUUUUAAGUUAUCUGAAGCAUUGGCAGAACUUGAAGAAAGAGAAGCUCAAUUGAAACAUUUAGUAAAUGGUGGUGAACAAACAAUGCAAUCAGCAAUUAACCUGUUAUGGCCAGCUUUCAAACCUGGGGACUCACCACACCCACCUCCCAGAAGAAGCUUCUCUCUGCAGCCACAAGGAGAUUCACCAAAGGGUAGCUUGAAAAAGGGAAGCUCUCCAAGAAAUAGCUUCUCCAAAAUGUACAGUGACCCACAGAAGCUGCACCCUCAUAGAUCUGUGAGUCCAGUUAAUGGACCAGAAAACCAAAACCAAGAAAAGGCUUCAAGAGAAGAAGGCCAACGGGAAGAAACAGGAACACAAACUGAGAAUGAAGUGCUGGACAACAAGGAGUCAGAAAUUCAGAAAUCUCUUUCAUUAGGUGACAAAGAUGUUGAAAUGAGGUCACAGAGUUUUGGAGCCGAUUCCACUCCUCCAAGUUUAAUGAUGAGCGAGUUCAGCUGUGGCUCACCCAAGAAAUUAGCAGGUCUAUUGGAUUCGCAAAUGGCUACCUCAAGAGGAGAAUUAAUGAGGCUCGAAGAAAUAAAGAAAUUGCAGGCAGAGUGUGAAAAUUUGAGGGCUCAGUUGGCUACUGUUACAGAAAAGUACAAUGCUUUAGCAUUGCGUCAUAUACAGUACAAAGCUAAGCGUAAAGCUCAAAUAGAUGAAUUAAGGAGUAGAUUUGACGCAGAACUGAGUUCCCUCCAGUGUCAAGUGGAGAAUUUGCAAUCACAGUUAUCAGUCCAGAAGAAAAUGUUGUCCACAGAAGAGAGUUUGAGAUCAAGAGUUGAAACUGAUUACAGGCAAAUACAGGAGGAGAAACGAGCAUUAAUGGUGAAUGCUAUGCAUCUGGAAACUGCAAUGCGAGAAAAAGAACGAGAGAUUACUGCCCUGGGUAAGAAGAUACUGCUUUUGGAAAAUGCAAACUCUGACCUUCUGGCAAAAGUUUUACAACUGAAGUAUUCCACUGUACGCCAAAUUCCAAAAAACCAAUCGGCAAUGCCAAAGAGCAAUAGUGUUGAAGGUGUAUUGAUGGACUUGGGUAGUGUGUGAUGCAUCCUAUUUGUCACAUUAUUUCAUGGUACUUAAGCAUUUUAGGAAAGAGUUCUCAUCACAGAUCAAUUCUGUUCAAAAGAAGUA
Messenger RNA from Schistocerca americana (American grasshopper), 1945 nucleotides. RefSeq names its product MAP7 domain-containing protein 1-like. The record is from RefSeq and is a predicted model, not a curated record. Bases 149 to 1858 code for a protein of 569 amino acids. The transcript has 12 exons. Lineage: Eukaryota; Metazoa; Arthropoda; Insecta; Orthoptera; Acrididae.